GUUUAUAGUUAUCCAUUACCCGUCCGCGAAGAAGCUGCGAAAAAUGGCGUUCAGGUGCCCUUCUCCAUUUUCUUUCUUCCCGGUUGUCUCCAAACCCUAAGAUCGAUUGAAUUCGAUUUCGUUCGAUUUAAAUCGAUCCAAAAUUAGUUUGUUAAUCUUUCAAGUUUGGGUACUGAGCUGGAAGAGAGGGAAAGAUGGCAUCUUUAUCAUCUUCUUGGCUAAUUCGAGAUGGAAUUGUCUUUGGUAUUAUACAUGACACAGGAUUUGAUACGGUUAAAUCAAGAAACUGGCUAUUUAAGAGACCUUUCUUAGGUGUGUCUCAUUCAAGGACGAUACAGGUUCUUGUAAGACCAAACAGGACAUCUAGACUACCUCAUAUUAUAAAGUGUGCGAGAAAGGAUGGGAAAUUUGACCCAUCGUCAAUUGAACCCCCUCCAUACUCUAGUUACAUGGAUUCCACAUCUGGCCAGCUGGAACCUGCGUCUGGUGCCCGCUCAAGCAUACCUGGGAAGGAGUAUUGGCCUGAGGGCACCAUGAAUAGGGUGAGGGCUGCUCGCGCCCCUGAACCAGUAGGCGAGUCAGAAGGGAAGCCAUCAUAUGGCAAAAACCCAGGAAGCAGGAGGAAGAAGUAUAAAGAAAAAGCUGCCACUUCAGAAGCUGUGGAAACUAGCACAGAUAAAACUGAUGAAUUUCCUGUUCUGGAAACAUCCGAUGAUGCUUCUGAUGAACCUAGAGACCCAUUUGACGAAUAUGUGACUUAUCAGACAGAACCAGAAGUAGAGAAUCUUACCCCUUAUGAAUUGGACAAGAAAAUUGGUCGGCCACACCCCUUUGUUGAUCCCUCUAAAGUGAAGCCCAUUGAAGAACCUCGUUCAAGUGAAGAUUUAUGGUGGAAUUGGAGAAAACCUGACAAAGAGCAAUGGUCAAGGUGGCAAAGGCGGCGACCAGAUGUUGACACGGUGUUCGCAAAAGCAAUGGCAGAGACUGGGCAAAUUAUACUCUUUGGAGAUCAUCCAACACGAACUGAGACUGCUCUUGCAAGGGCAAGGAAACAAGUAUUAAAAGAGGAAAGGCUGGAAGCAGAACAGAGAAGACUGGAAGAAAUAGGGCCCAUUGCAUACUAUUCAGAGUGGGUUACAGCGUGGACUAGGGAUACUUCACGUGAAGCUGUGCAAAAGCACUAUGAAGAGACGGGUGAGGAUGAGAAUACUCAACUCAUCACGAUGUUCCAACAUCAAACUGCUGAAGAAUACCGCAUCAUGAUGGGCACUGAUGCUCGGAUUAAAAGAGAUCCUCUAGCAAUGCGUUUGCGUGAGGACCAAAUAAAAGAGAUAUGGGGUGGUGAUCCAGUUUACCCAACAAUUAAUUACAUCCAGGAUCCAGAUGAAGUUAUUGAUUAUAGGGGACCUGAUUUUCAUGAACCUACACCGAGCAUGCUAGCAUAUCUAAUGGAUCAAGGGAAAAUCAUUUCUAGAGAGGAGCUUGAGGAAAUUUUGGCCAAAGAAAGAAAACCAGAACUUGAGGUCACAGAUAUGGAUGAAGCAAUGGCAAGUGCAGUUGAUAUAGGACAAGAUGAUGAUGAAGAAGAUGGGGAGGAUGAAGAGGAAGAGGAUGAAGGAAAGAUCACUCGGAAUUGGAGUGUUCUGAAAAGUACACCUCCACUUCGAAAAGGAAAGGAAAAACCAAAGAAAGAUAGCCCAAUGACAUUGGAAGAGGCCAUAAACGAUUCAGAAAACUUGACUGAUUUUCUUAUGGACUUCAACGAAGAAUGAUUCCUUUAUGUAGUGCCCACUAGAAUUGCUGUCGAUCACUUCACAGGACUUCUUAUUCAUGUUAUCAUAAUUCAUCUUUAUCAGAAGGUAUUAAUCACAGCAAUUUGGGUUAAACUAAUUUUUGUAAAUUUGCCAUCCUCGUUGUUGACGAGGGAGGGGUAAACCUUGUUGGAUUUAUGUGAAAACUAAUUCAAAAUAAUUUUUUUUUUAA
Messenger RNA from Dioscorea cayenensis subsp. rotundata (Guinea yam), 1983 nucleotides. RefSeq names its product protein PLASTID TRANSCRIPTIONALLY ACTIVE 12, chloroplastic. Gene Ontology annotation, cellular component: nucleus; chloroplast. Bases 195 to 1772 code for a protein of 525 amino acids. Gene Ontology annotation, biological process: response to light stimulus; plastid transcription; positive regulation of DNA-templated transcription. The record is from RefSeq and is a predicted model, not a curated record. The transcript is spliced from 11 exons. NCBI's taxonomy places the organism in Eukaryota, Viridiplantae, Streptophyta, Magnoliopsida, Dioscoreales, Dioscoreaceae.